GGCGCCGAGAUAGUGAACGACGGCGGACCGACGUGGAUAAAGGGGGCGGGCAUUGCGGACGUAGCUUGGGGCCCUCCGAGAAAGCAGCGCCCGGCGGGCGGAGCAGAAGCCGCGGGCCCUAGGAAGCAGAAGGCACCGGAGCUGCUCGAGCAGGCCAAAGGAGCGGCAGGAACAGGCGCCGCCAAACCACGACUCGUUCAGCAGCUCACGCUCCUCUUCGCAAUGCUCGCGCUCAGCAUGGCGGGAGGUUUCAGGUCGGUCAUCGGCGUCGUCUUCGUCGCAGCGAUCACCCCGGCGGCUGCCCCGCGCAUCGAGGCGGCCAUUCAAGCGGGCAAGAACUACCGCGAAGCCGCGAUGGAGCUCGAGGAGAAAGCCGAGGGCGACGCAGUAGACGCGGCGGCGCCGGCCAGGCGCGCGCCGCGCUCGCGAAGUAGGGCCGAGAACAUCAUGAAGUACGAGCUCGAGGAUUCGGCGGCGGACAUCAAGUGCGUCCGCGCGCGCGUGCCGCUGGGCAAGGGGGCCGAGAAGAAGUCGGAGCGCGCGGGGGGCAAGGCGCGGCUGCAGCGGGCGCUCACCACGACCGCGAUCGCGCGGGAGCUCGACGGCGCCAUUCGCUCGGGGAUCGCGAGGCGCGGAGGGUGGAUCCUGAUCGGCGCUGCCCCGCGCGGGGUUUUGGAGAAGGGCGCGCGAGCGCUCUUGAGCAAGCUGGAGCCCAAGUAG
Molecule: messenger RNA, 720 nt
Organism: Prorocentrum cordatum
Lineage: Eukaryota; Dinophyceae; Prorocentrales; Prorocentraceae
Source: the annotation of a GenBank genome assembly